Molecule: messenger RNA, 1617 nt
Organism: Beta vulgaris subsp. vulgaris (sugar beet)
Lineage: Eukaryota; Viridiplantae; Streptophyta; Magnoliopsida; Caryophyllales; Amaranthaceae
Exons: 9
Coding region: 115-1434 (439 amino acids)
Biological process (GO): tRNA pseudouridine synthesis
Molecular function (GO): RNA binding; pseudouridine synthase activity
Source: RefSeq, a predicted model, not a curated record
GUAGCUAAACUGCGAAGCCAAUCACCCAAGACCCCCUACCUACAUCAAUUCACCUAUAUUCCAUCCCAAAAGGUUAAACCAAAGGCCCCCCCAAACCAAGAAGACCACUAUUAUAUGCUAGUGCGAGCAAAAUUAACAGCACUACAACUGAAACCUGUGAACUGGAUUCGAGUUCGAAGCUUAACAAUGGCAACUCAACCCGAGGAAAAAGUCCACCAUCACUAUGCUCACACUGACUCUUGCAAGGACUCACGAUGGACGGCCAAGGAAUGCUACGAGUUUAUGUAUGGCAAACCAUGGAAAGCAAUAAAUGAUUUUUAUUUGGAUUUGGUAAAUGGGCGCUCCACUUUGGCAGAGUUGUUUGGAAAUAAGGAGGAGGGGGACGUUGUUGCGAUUUCUGAUGAAUAUACUCCGGAAGACAGUCUCCCUGAUAAUCAUUCUGGAAGAUGGGCAAGAGUCACAUAUAAGAUAGUAGUGUCCUAUCAUGGGGAGUACUUUGAUGGAUGGCAGAAGCAGCCUGGUUUGAACACCGUUCAGGGACUGGUGGAGAGAUCCAUUGGAAUGUUUGUCGAUGACAGGAAAGCUAAACAGCGAAAAGACAAGGGUUUACCAGUUGAAGGGAUGAUAGUGGUUGCUGGACGUACUGACAAAGGGGUGACGGCGCUGAACCAAGUUUGCUCUUUCUAUACUUGGCGAACGGAUGUGAGUAACGAGGACAUUGAACAUGCCAUCAACUCUGCGGCAUCUGGAAAACUCCGAGCUACAUCUGUGUCUAAGGUAUCACGUGCUUUUCAUCCAAAUUUUAGUGCCAAAUGGAGGAGAUAUCUUUAUAUUUUUCCAUUUGAGGAAGGAGACUCCAGGGAACAGAGUAAUGAUAUAGAGGAGAUGGGAAAUGUGUCCUCUGAUAAGAGUCAAACAUGGAAGAGAAAUGAAAUAGCUGAAGAUAAUGUAGAGGUGAAUACAAAGGACCUUCCUGAUGAAAAGGAUGAGCUUGAUGGGGUAAAGAAACCAACAUGCUUCUCUAUCAGAAGAGUUGACCAACUUCUACAUCAAUUGCAAGGGAAGUUACUUUCUUAUAAAAUGUUUGCUCGAGACACCAAAGCUGCUAGAAACACUGGUCCUCCAACAGAGUGUUUCAUCUAUCAUGCUCGAGCAGUUGAAGCUAGAAUCCCUUGCUCUGACAAGGGUCAUGCAGAUGGUGUGAAAGUAAUGUGCGUCGAGCUUGUUGCCAACCGUUUUUUAAGAAGGAUGGUUCGUGUACUUGUUGCAACUGUAGUAAGGGAGGCAGCAGCAGGUUCAGAAGAGGAUGUUUUACUAAAACUGAUGGAAGCCACAUGCAGACGUGCUACUGCCCCUCCUGCACCGCCUCAUGGUCUUUGCCUUGUUGAUGUCGGAUAUUCCGAUUUUAAUUCACAGAAAUGCUUCAUUCAUUGAAUAUACUUCCAUUCUGUAUUCAUCACAGUAUUAUUGUAAGCUUUCAUCUCUGCCGCUCCUAUGAGCUUGUUAUGCCCAUCUUUUAUAUGGGGUCUAUCAAGAAUGAUAUUUUUUGACAAAUUUUCUCUAUGAAAUCGUCUCCAUAAUUGAGAUUAUUUGGAAGAUAUGCUAUAUCUAGGAUUA